UGAGGAUGUUGGAGAAGAAGAUGAUGUAGGAGGGGAAGAUAGAGAAGAGGAUGAUGGAGAAGAGGAUGAUGGAGAAGUUGAUCCUCAAAAGCACGUUGAGGACGCACAGUUAUCGACAGUACACGGUGACGAGCGAAAGAAAAGGAAGCCAUGUAACGAGUUAGAAGAGCUUACCCCUCUGCCCGCGAAAAGAGCUAGGACGAAGACUAGAAGGUUUGGUUUCUCAUCAGGAUGCUCGAAAGAAAAGGCACCUGAUCCCGAAUCUGAAGCACAAGCGUACAUUACCUUCCGGCCCGUGGAAGCACGUAUUAAGAAGAAAUUCUUAGCAAAGCUAGCAUCAUAUCGGAAGAAGGAGUACGUCGUUGAUGGUCAUAGGGUGAAAAGCAACUUCUUUGAAUGCAUAUACAAACCGCAAAACUGGGUUGAUAGUUCACAUGUUGAAGCCAUGCUGACCAUUUUGUGGAGAAGAUUGGGUGAAUCAUUUCUUCAGUCAAGGGUUGCGGUGUUGGAUACCUGGUUUUCACAUACUCUGGCUCUUGAUUACAAUCGAUACCAGAAGACAAAAAAGAAGUCGACUUUUGUUUGGCACAGUCUCAUAAAGAACUAUAUUAGAGGUGUAGUCCCUACUCGGUCAGCGAGGAUGGCUUGGUAUACUGACAUCGACACUGUCUACGUACCUUUGAAUUGGGGAAAGGGUCACUGGGUUGCAGCGGCUAUAGAUCUAAGGCUGGGACAUGUAUUCAUCCUUGAUCCCCUUAUCAUAAAGAAUGAUAAGAGAAAGCUUCCGCGCCACAUGAAACCGAUCGUUGAAAUGCUUCCUAUCGCAAUCAAGGAGAUUGUGAAGAAGGAAAGUCUUACCUGUCCCGUACCUAAAGUCUUUUCGUAUGAGAGGGUCAUUGAUGUUUACCAAAACGAUCGGACCGGAGACUGUGGCCCUCUGACCGUGAAGUUCAUAGAGUUACACGCGCAAGGAUUGGGGUUGGAUGGAUUGACAGAUGAGACUGUGGACGAGAUGCGGAUGCGAUUUGCUGUUGAUGUUUACGACGAAUUUGUAGUCAGCCUACGUGGCUGAUCACGUACACAUUUCUAUUUGUACGCAUACUAUUGUCUCUUAUUCACCGAAGUUUAUUUUUCAGGUUUUGAUGUCUUUUUUAUACUUUAAUGGUUAGCUACGUAUUGACCUAAUUUUAUUUUCCAGA
Molecule: messenger RNA, 1199 nt
Organism: Camelina sativa (false flax)
Lineage: Eukaryota; Viridiplantae; Streptophyta; Magnoliopsida; Brassicales; Brassicaceae
Biological process (GO): proteolysis; protein desumoylation
Cellular component (GO): nucleus
Molecular function (GO): deSUMOylase activity
Source: RefSeq, a predicted model, not a curated record